UGGCAGAGCAGUUUCUAUCAGAGCUCUAUAAACUAUCUGCAGAGAAAUGUCUGAGUCUGCAGCGAGUCAGUAUGAGGAUCAGUUCAUCUGUUCAGUCUGUUUGGAUCGGCUGAAGGAGCCGGUGACGAUUCCCUGUGGACACAGUUACUGUAUGAGCUGCAUUACUGACUGCUGGGGCCAGAAGGAGCAGGAGCCCCCGUACUGCUGUCCCCAAUGCAGAGAGAACUUCAGUCAGAGACCUCUACUGAAGAAGAACACUCUGAUAGCGGAGAUGAUGGAGACGCUGCAGAAGACGUCUCUACAAACGGCUGCUGUGGAGUGUGAUGUUUGCACUACAGAGAAGAGCAGAGCUGUAAAGUCCUGUCUGCAGUGCUUGGCCUCCUUCUGUCAAACUCACCUGCAGCUUCACUAUCAAUCUCCUGCGUUUAUGAAGCACAAACUAGUCCCAGCCUCCAGAAACAUUCAGGAGAACAUCUGCCUCAGUCAUGGGAAACCUCUGGAGAUUUACUGUCAGGACGACCAUCAGUGCAUUUGUUGUUUGUGUACUGAUAAUCACAGAGGACAUAAUGUGGUGUCUGUGGAUUCAGAAUGGACUAGUAAAAAGGACAAAUUAAAGGAGAUAAAGGUGGAGUGUCAAAAGCUGAUUGAGGAACGAGAGAGAGGUCAGCAGGAACUCAGAGAAGCUAUGAAGUCUUUUAAAAGUUCAGCACAAGAGGCCGUGGAGGACAUUGAGAAGGUCUUCACUGAGCUCAUCUGCUCUCUGGAGAAGAAACGCUCUGAGAUUAAAGAUCAGAUCAGAGAUCAGGAGAAGACUGAGAUAGAUCGAGCAGAGAAACUCCACAAACAUCUGGAUCAAGAGCUGACAGAACUCAGAAAAACACAAGAAGAGAUUGAGAAACUUCUGAUUACUGACGAUCAGAUACACUGUCUGAAGAGCUGUCAGUCUUUGUGUGUUUUACCCUCAUAUAAAGACGUUCCCAGCAUCACUCAACACACUCAUCUGUCUUUUAAAGACAUUUCAAUCUCAGCAUUCAGAGAGGUUUUGGAAGACGUCUAUCAACAACAAACAGCCAGAAUAUCUCGAGAAGUGUCAAAUGUUCAUGUUGCACAGACUCCAGAGCCAAACACUCCAGGUACAUUUUGUCAAUAUUUCUGUCAACUGAAACUGGAUCCAAACACUGCAAAUAAAGAACUCAAAUUGUCAGAAGAGAACAGGAAAGCAUCAUAUUCAGAUGAAGUCCAGCAAUAUCCUGAUCACCCAGAGCGAUUUGAUGAGUGUAAUUACAUCAUGUGUAGAGAGGGUUUGUGCGGUCGCUGUUACUGGGAGGUUGAGUGCAGUGGACACAACUGGGCUGUAGCAGUUUGUUACAAAGGAAUUGGACGUAAAGGAAAAAGUGAUGUUUGCGUACUUGGCUAUAACAAAAUAUCUUGGAGAUUGGGCUAUUAUAUGGGGAAUUUCUGUUUCUUACAUGGUGAAGCACAGGUCCGUGUCCCUGCUGCCUCUAGAAUAGGAGUGUAUCUGGAUCAGAGAGCAGGAACUCUGUGCUUCUACAGCGUCUCUGACACAAUGACUCUCCUACACAGAGUCCAGACCACAUUCACUGAACCCCUCUACCCUGCUUUUCUAGCUGGAAUAGGUUCAUCUGUCAGGAUUAUUAAACAGAGAAGAGCUCAUAAAGACCAGAAAUAAAUAUAAAUGCUAUAUAAAUGUAAUUUAUAUAGUUAGGUUGAACAAAAUGUACAAUUUCUUAAACACCAACAAUUAAUAUACUCGAGACACUAUCAAGAUAAAUAUUGCAUAAUAAAUAUAGUUCAUUUUCAGAUGUUACAUGGACUUUUUUGUAUUGCAUGAUCUUGGCAUACUCAUCUUCAGUAAUUCAUCUUCAGCAAUGUUUGUUUAAUUAAUAAUUCAUGAAUGAGUUCAUUAGUUAGUUUAGAAGAUAAUUGCCAGCAGAACCUGCAAAAAGCUCACAGUGUUGACAAAAUAAUAUAAAAUAAUAGGUUUUAAGUCAUACAUAUAUUACAUGAAUAAGUACAUUAAAUUUCUUUACAAUUUGAAUAACUAAGUUGAUUUUGACUGAUUUUUACUUUUCAUAACUAUCUGAUGGUGUUUGCAGAAAGAUAAGAAACAGCUGUAAAACUUUUAAAGAGAUACACAUGUUUAAAUAAUCUUUAUUUACUGUCAUUACAUAGCAUUGUUUCUUUAAAAGAUUAAUCUUUACAUUUGUUUUCUUUGAUUAAAUAUACAAUUAAUGUAAUGUGUAAUUUGUGUUUGUGUCAAUAAAAUUCUAGCGAUCAUGUAAAUACAUUCAAAGUUUGUUAGCAGCAAAUAAAACAAAUAAAGAUUUUCUGUCUGUUAAUAAACACUAUUUGACUGCUCUGAUUAUUAGUGUGGAGAAAUACAGUAUGAUU
Carassius gibelio (silver crucian carp) is the source of this 2412-nucleotide messenger RNA. Its product is annotated as E3 ubiquitin/ISG15 ligase TRIM25. The transcript is spliced from 7 exons. The coding region runs from base 47 to 1690 and encodes 547 amino acids. Gene Ontology annotation, molecular function: zinc ion binding; protein binding. Lineage: Eukaryota; Metazoa; Chordata; Actinopteri; Cypriniformes; Cyprinidae. The record is from RefSeq and is a predicted model, not a curated record.